This is a messenger RNA of Apis florea (little honeybee), 1666 nucleotides long. RefSeq names its product putative protein FAM10A4. The record is from RefSeq and is a predicted model, not a curated record. NCBI's taxonomy places the organism in Eukaryota, Metazoa, Arthropoda, Insecta, Hymenoptera, Apidae. Gene Ontology annotation, molecular function: Hsp70 protein binding; protein dimerization activity.
UAGCAAAAUGUCUCCUGCUUUAAAACCAGACGUUCAAAAAGAAAUGGAAUCGUUUUUUCAUGUCUGUAUGGCAAAUCCUUCAAUAUUAAAUCAACCAGAAUAUUCUACAGUAAAAAUUAUUGAAUUUUUUGGAGGACAAAUACCAAAAGUAAAUCAACAAGAAAAUAAUGAAUCACCAAGUAAAAAAUCAGAAGAUGCAAAUAUAUCUAAAGAACCAGAACCACAAUCUGAACCAGAAAGUGAAGAAGAAAGUGAUCUUGAACUUGAUAUGAGUGCAGUAAUUGAACCAGAUACAGAUGCUCCUCAAAAAAUGGGAAAUCUUACUUUACAACCAACAGAAGAAGAAAUUGCAGAAUCUCAAGCUAAACGUUCUGAAGCUGUAUCAGCAUUUAUAGAAAAAGAUUAUGAAAAAGCUAUAGAACUUUAUACUGAAGCUAUUAUAUUAAAUCCACAGGCAGCAUUACUUUAUGCUAAACGUGGACAAAUUUUCUUAUUAUUGAAUAAGCCUAAUGCUUGUAUUCGCGAUUGUGAUCGUGCCUUGGAAUUAAAUCCGGAUAGUGCAGCAGCACAUAAAUUUAGAGGAAGAGCUAAUUAUUUGCUUGGAAAAUUUGAAGAAGCAGUUAAUGAUUUGAGACUUGCUUGUAAAUUUGACUUUGAUGAGCAAGCUGAUGAGUGGCUACGAGAAGUAACACCAAAUGCUCGAAAAAUCGAAGAACACAAAAGAAAGAAGGAACGUAAAAUACAAGAAAAGUUAGAACGUGAGAGACAAGAAAGAUUAAGGAAAGCUCGAGAGAGUGCAAAAAUUUAUGAAGAAAACACUCGUACCUCUCAAACUGAUUCCAGCGGUGAUACUGCUGGAAUGGGUGACUUUUACAAAUUUUUAAACGAUCCAGAUGUUCUCCAAGCUUUUAUGGAUCCUGAAGUAGCUGAAGCUUUCAAAGAAAUUUCCACGAAUCCGACAAAUAUUUUGAAGUACCAAAGCAAUCCGAAGAUUAUGGCAUUUAUUAAUAAGAUGGCUUCGAAAUUCGGUGGAGCUGGUGGAUUUCCUGGUAUGAUGGGUGGUAUGCCUGGGUUCCCAGGUGCUGGCACACAAACUACUCCAAAACCAAAACCACAGGACGAUGUUGGUCUUGAUUAAAUCUGAUAUGCUUUGUUAUUGAAAUUCUGUUUCAAUUUAUUCUCAAAUAAUUUACAAAGCUCUGAAAACUUGUUCUGAAGUGAUUGUUAUGUCACAAUGCGGUGUCUUAUUAAAAAAUACUAUAAUGAAUUAAGCGAGCUAGAAUUUAGAGAUAUGUAUAUCUUCACUGUCAUAAUAAUAAUAUUUUAAAAAAAAUUAUACAUUUCAAAAUCAUCUUGAAAAAGGAGCAUAAUUAUAAAGAUCCUCUUUUAUACAGUAUUUCUCGUUUAAGGUUGGAAUUUUUUAAUUUUAUCUCACUUGGUAGAGAGUUCUUGGAACUACUCCCAUAAAAUUAAUAAACGUUCAUAUUAUUUUUGAUCUGUGAUCGACGAUAUCUCGGAAUAAGAGUUAUCUAAAAUAUUAAAAAUAAUAUUUCUUUUAUUCUCCGAUGCAUCAAAAAAUAAGUAUAUAGCAGAAUGUCUAAUUUCUAGAAUGAUAUUUCCCUUGAUAAUUACGAUCUUCGAUCGUAAUGGAAUAGGACUUAAAUUA